Necator americanus (New World hookworm) is the source of this 480-nucleotide messenger RNA. RefSeq lists its product as uncharacterized. The coding region runs from base 1 to 480 and encodes 159 amino acids. The transcript has 5 exons. NCBI's taxonomy places the organism in Eukaryota, Metazoa, Nematoda, Chromadorea, Rhabditida, Ancylostomatidae. Gene Ontology annotation, molecular function: mRNA binding; structural constituent of ribosome. The record is from RefSeq and is a predicted model, not a curated record. Gene Ontology annotation, cellular component: cytosolic large ribosomal subunit; ribosome. Gene Ontology annotation, biological process: translation; maturation of LSU-rRNA from tricistronic rRNA transcript (SSU-rRNA, 5.8S rRNA, LSU-rRNA).
AUGCCUCGGAGUUCUUAUGGGUCUUAUUUCGAGGUUCUUAGUCGUUUUUUUUUCGCUCACCUGACGAGUUGCUCGGGAAUCGCUGACUUAGCUGUUUCAGUUGCUGAGAUGACGAAAAUCAAGGUCCGCGAUCUCCGUGGUAAGAAGAAGGAAGAGCUCAUGAAACUAACACAAGAUCAGAAGUCGGAGUUAGCGUCACUGAGAGUGGUCAAGGUUACAGGUGGCGCUCCAGCGAAAUUGAGCAAAAUUAGGAUUGUCACAAAAAAUGUAGCUCGCAUUCAAACUGUGAUUCGUCAAACUCAGAAACAAGAACUCCGGAAGCUCUACGCAAAAUCGAAGCGUAAACCUCUUGAUCUUCGUAAGAGGAAGACUCGUGCUAUCCGUCGCUUUCUAACGGCUCAUGAGAAGUGCCAGAAGAGUGCGAAACAGAAGGCCAAAGAACAUGCAUUUCCUAUGCGUUUGUUCGCUGUCAAGGCAUGA